AUGGGAAAUAUAUCAUCAAAAAAACGAAAUUUGACAAAAUCUGGAAAAUUAUCAAAGAAUUUUUCAAACAUUGACAAUAAAUUAUUGUUCAAUGAUGAUGAAGAAAUUGAUCGAGUUCAAGUAGAACAUCAUAUGUAUCGUUCAAUUUGGAAAGCAAAUUUUUUAGCGCCUGUUAAAGAAAUAUUAGCAAAUGGUGGAGCAAAUGUUUUAGAUUAUGGAUGUGGACCAGGAACUUGGAUAUGUGACAUGAGUUCGGAUUUUCCAAAAUCAUUUUUUACUGGGGUAGAACUUGUUCACUUGUUUCCGAAUAUACAUCCAUCUAAUGUACAAUUUAUUCAAUGUAAUUUAAAUAAUGGAUUACCAUUUGAAGAUAAUUUAUUUGAUUUCAUACACAUAAGGCUAAAAUUUCUUAAUUACACUGAACAACAAUGGCAAAAUUUGGUAUUCAAAGAGUUAGUGCGAGUUUUGAAACCUGGUGGAUGGAUAGAGGGUCUUGAUCCAUAUUUAGUUUUUCAUUUACCAGAAAUUCUAGCUUCUAAUAAAGAUAUCGAUUCUACCACGAUAAACCAUGUGACAAAACUUGUUCCAAUAGGUUCAUGGGGUGGUAAAAUUGGUGAAAUGGUGGAGGAAAAUAUUAGUGAAUUAAAGAAAAGAAUUGAUAUUGUAUUGUCUUGCGCAACUAAACAAGAUGGCGAAUUAUAUAGUGAUAGUCAUAAAGAAUUUGGAGUUUAUAAAGCUUCAUUUAGGUUACAUAGGUUUUAUGCCAUGAAGAGAAUUGUAUAA
Messenger RNA from Diversispora eburnea, 783 nucleotides. The record is from the annotation of a GenBank genome assembly. Lineage: Eukaryota; Fungi; Glomeromycota; Glomeromycetes; Diversisporales; Diversisporaceae.